CUGAGCUCGUGAAGACAUGAGAGGCCACCGGAGAGACGCGCGCCAUGUGAUCUGCUCGGAGAGCCAGGCGCGUUUAUUUUGUUGAUUGAGAAAAGUUUCAUGAAGAUAUACAAUGUUUAUGAAUGGAAGUUUUCUGAACACCUCUGCACCGGACCCCAGCGAGCAAGCGCUUCUCCGGCCGCCCUGGGUCACUACCACUCUAGGAUGUUUCCUCAUAUUCACUAUAGUGGUGGAUAUUUUAGGAAACCUGCUGGUGAUUUUCUCUGUCUACAGAAACAAGAAACUUCGGAACGCAGGUAACAUCUUUGUGGUGAGUUUAGCAGUGGCGGAUCUGGUGGUGGCCAUCUACCCAUAUCCACUGGUCCUCACCUCCAUAUUUCACCAGGGCUGGAACCUGGGGUACAUACACUGCCAGAUCAGUGGCUUCCUGAUGGGCGUCAGUGUAAUCGGCUCAAUUUUUAACAUCACCGGUAUUGCGAUUAAUCGCUACUGCUACAUAUGCCACAGCCUGAAGUAUGACAAGCUCUACAGUGACAAAAACUCAGUAUGCUACGUCCUGCUGAUCUGGGCGUUAACGGUGCUUGCCAUUGUGCCCAACUUGUUUGUUGGCUCACUGCAGUAUGAUCCGCGGGUUUACUCAUGUACAUUUGAACAGUCGGCGAGCUCGGCAUACACAAUCGCCGUAGUCUUCUUCCACUUUAUUCUUCCCAUUAUGAUCGUUACCUACUGUUAUUUGCGAAUCUGGGUUCUAGUCAUACAGGUGAGACAACGCGUCAAGCCGGACAAUCGCCCUAAGCUCACACCUCAUGAUGUAGGAAACUUUGUCACAAUGUUUGUCGUAUUUGUGCUCUUUGCUGUUUGCUGGGCACCUUUAAACUUCAUUGGACUGGCAGUAGCGAUUUCUCCAGAGCAUGUGGUUCCUCUAAUACCAGAAUGGCUCUUUGUGGCAAGUUAUUUCAUGGCGUACUUUAACAGUUGCCUCAACGCAAUAGUCUACGGAGUGUUGAAUCAGAACUUUCGACGUGAGUACAAGCGCAUCGUUGUGUCGGUAUGUACUGCGAGGAUCUUCUUUCCAGAAAGUUCUAAUGAGGCACAAGAGAGACUAAAGAGCAAACCCUCGCCUGUCAUGACCAACAACAAUCAGGUCAAGGUGGACUCUGUGUGAACAGUAUUCAUUUAUAAGUGUGAAUAUUUUUCAGUGGUGAAGAGAACUCAACAAUAUGAACCAUGCAAACAUUUCAAAGAAAUCUGACAAGACUUUACCAAAUAUGUUACCAGGGAGUAUCUAGUCCUGAAACUGUGAUCUGUUGCCUCAGCACAAUCAAAACAAAUAGGAAAUUAUCAUUACGAUAUUUUUUAUAAAACACUUUAUAAUUUUUUUAUGUUUAUUUUUUUCAUUGUUGGUCAAAUGUAACUAUGUAUGAAUUUCUCUUGUUUAAAGAAAUAUUCCACGCUCAAUACAAGUUAAGCUCAGUCGGCAGCAUUUGUGGGAUAAUAUUGAUAACCACAAAAUUAAUUUCGAAUUGUCCAUCCAAAAGCAAAAAUCUAGGUUAUAGUGAGGCGCUUAUUUUUGGAGGGUUUAAAAGGCAGAAAAGUUAAGCUUAUAGUUUUAUAAAAGCAGUUACAUUAAUUCUUCUUUUAAAACACAUUAAUUAUUUGAGAUGUAGAGUUUUUUAAAUUGUAAUUUUUACAGUCAUUUUAGGGUUUAAGUGUUUGUUGACAUUACAUUGUCGUGGCAACGAAUUUGCUAAAUUGCUUGUAACUUUACACAGAAAAGGCUAGUAAGUGAUAUUAUCACACUAAACUCAUGUUAACAUGCAUAUUGUUUACGUCUUGUGACUUAAUAGAAUUGAAAUAGUGAGUAUAUUAACCUUACGCGACCCCACGUCCACAUGUGUGGACGUUGUAUUUUUGCGAUUUCUGCGAAGCUCUCCUAUGGGCACAGUGCCAACAAAAGUGCCUCUGUAAUUUUUUUUUAUUGAAAACUGUUUAGUUGUAAAGAGUAGUGUCUCUAGUUUAGUUUGAUAUGCCACUUUAAAAAAUCCAUAAGUUAUUCGCGAUGAUAAAAAUUAAGUCCACAAAUGUGGAAAAUGGGACAAUAUUCCCUCAAAAUUAAAAAACAAAACAUGUAAGUUAUUUUAAAUAAUUUUCAACUAUAACUUAUAUAAUGUGUUCAUCCAAAAAUGUUGAGUCUUUAUAUGGAGUUAGCAUGAAAAUAAGGUACUUUCUGAGACCAGUGCAAACAUACAUCACACAGGAGGUUAAGCCAUACACUAAAUAGGGAGCAAGGGCGCAUCCUAUAGCUUUCUAUGGCAGCAUUCAAAUGCAUUAAAUCCUAAAAUCCGACCAAAAUUUCAGUUUCAGACUGCAGAUGAUGUUUGGACCACUCAACAUGUUUGGCAGAAAUGGGACAAUGAUACUCAGUACAUAGAUUCAGAAUUUUGUAAUGCAAAAUUUUAUUUUAACACAGUUGGAAAGGAUUUGAUGAUGCUGGCCAUUACUUUUAAUCAGAAUCAUUUAUUCAGCUUUAUAGAAAAUCAGCUGUCAUGUCUAUAACGUCUCAAAAACAUGAAUAACCAACACUACUGGACACAUAAACUAUUUGACAAUCAUUUGAAAUUUCACAACUUAGUCCAGCUGUCCACCGAUGUGGACAUCAAUUGUAGGAAAACUAUUUACUCUCGAUAUUUAUAUAUUUUUUGGCUUGAUUAUUAGGUGCUACUAGUUAUAAAUCAAAAAAGGAAAAUGUUGGGGUCUCAGGGGGUUAAUGUAAAAAAAUUGGUCCCCCAUUCACUUCCAUUGACAGUGCCUCACUGUAACCUAGAUAUUUGCUUUUUUUUUUUUUUUUUAAAGAAAAGGAGGGGCAAGUCAACAUUUUAUUUUUGUGGUAAUCAAUAUUAUGCCACAAAUGCUGUCGAUUGAGCUUAACUUGUAUUGAACCCGGAAUAGUCCUUUGAGUGUUUACAGUAAUCAUAUCAAGAAAUAAUUGUAAUACAUACUUUGUGUAAUGAUUUUAUAUUAAUGAUCUAUGUCUGAACAGAACAAAAUCACAUAUAAGAUAUUAAUGAUAUAUUACUGUAUAUAAAGAUAUACUGAGUGUUUCACUGAUGUUGAUCAUUCAGUGAAAAAAGAAUAACGUUAUUAAAAUGUUGCCAUGAACAUCAGCAUAUCUCUACAAUGCCUGGACAAAAAUGUGAACCAAAACGUUACAAAUUACACUACCAAAAGAGUUUGUUAGGUGUUUACUGCUUUGAAAGUAACUCAUCCGGUUUGACACUGUUAAUCUCCAUUUGAGGAAGCAAUACACCUGGAUUGCUGCUGUACCACAAAACCUGCAAAUAUGUUUGAAAGAUUCCUCACCUCUCCUUACUACGUCCUCACCUCCUAUGACCCUUUUUAACUCUCUUUAUCUCUUUUUGCCUCUUGUGUGUUUUUUUUAAGCCUUUGUCUAAUUUCUCUCCCUCACUUAUUGCCUUUAACUGUCUCUUUGUCUCCACUCUUUGUAUGCAUGGAUUUAAUUACAUGUUCAUAUGCAAAC
Molecule: messenger RNA, 3538 nt
Organism: Xyrauchen texanus (razorback sucker)
Lineage: Eukaryota; Metazoa; Chordata; Actinopteri; Cypriniformes; Catostomidae
Product: melatonin receptor type 1A-A-like
Exons: 2
Coding region: 113-1165 (350 amino acids)
Biological process (GO): G protein-coupled receptor signaling pathway
Cellular component (GO): membrane
Molecular function (GO): melatonin receptor activity
Source: RefSeq, a predicted model, not a curated record